CUGACAGGAUGGCAUCAGAUCUAAACGGAGGCCAAUCAGAUAGCCGCCUGAAGAGCAAGAAGCCGCCCAGCCUCGUAAUAGCCAUUCCUCCACCCGAGGAGAUGACGUCCCACGACUCUGCCAAACAGCCACUACGGCCGUCCCUGAAGAAAAGCACUAGCGGUCAAGCAACCAGUUCUGUGUCCGAGAGCAUCGGUGGAGCAGGAGAUGGAGGCUUCUCAUUCAGAGACCGGAGGGCAAAGUUCGGAAGACAAGCGUCGCUCUCGCAAAGCAUCCGCAGGAAUACAGCACAGUGGUUCGGGGUGGGGGAGGACUGUGAGACCAAGCAGCAGGUAUGGCACAAGAAGAGCCUGCGCCACUGCAGCCAGCGCUACGGCAAGCUGAAGGCCCAGUAUAGAGAGCCUGAGGUGGCCACCAGCAUCGACCAGGGCCUGGACUCACCAGCAGCACACAAGAUGCCCAAGAUUGUGGAUCCCCUGGCACGGGGGAGAGCCUUCCGUUGCCCAGAUGAUAUGGACAGUCGCUCCCCCAGGACGCCACACACCACUGAGGGGGGGCCGUUCACCCCGGGUGUCACCUCACUCAGCUCCUUCACCAGCCAGCGCUCCGGGUUCAGCCGCUUCCCCAAGCGUAAGAGGGAGUCUGUCGCCCGCAUGAGCAUCCGAGCUGCAUCCAACCUGCUGAGGGUGGGUCUGGGUCGUAGCGGCUUGGCGGGGUCCCAGACGGGUCGCAGUUUCCACAAGAGGAGCUUUAUCAGGCCUAGCUGGAUGGACGAGGACACCGUGGACUCCGCAGACACGUCCAAGUCGCUCUUCUUCAGCAAGGUUGAUGCCCAUGAUGAAUUGUACUCUAUGGCCGAUGACGUAUUUGAAUCGCCUCCCAUGUCUGCAGCUUUCGCUCCCAGCGAGCAGCAUGACCAGAAGUUCCCAAGCAUUAAGGACAUAUCUCGAACGCCCAGGACACCAACAGCAGGAGCUGAAAAGAGCUAUCCUCGUCGGGGUCGUCGCAUCGCCUCUCAAGUUAAGCACUUUGCAUUUGACAAACGCAAGCGUCAGUACGGCAUGGGCGUUGUGGGGAAGUGGCUGAACCGGCACUACAGACGCAGCCUCAGCAGCAACGUCCAGAAGCAGCUGGACGACUUCCACAGCCACAGGCCCUACUUUGCCUACUGGAUCACGUUUGUCCAUAUAGUAAUCACUUUGCUGGCCUGUUGCACAUACGGUUUUGCCCCUGUGGGGUUUGCACAACAUUCUACGUCUGAACUGGUGCUGAAGAACAAAGGUAUUUAUGAGAGUGUCAAGCAUAUCCAACAGGAGAACUUCUGGGUUGGUCCUAGCUCUGACGACCUGAUCCACCUGGGGGCCAAGUUCUCGCCGUGCAUCCGUAAGGACACACAGAUAGUCGGUCUGAUCCGGAGGGCCAAAGACCUGGAGAGAGAGUCCGGCUGCUGCGUUCAGAAUGACAACUCCGGAUGCGUGCAAACGCUCCGCUUCGACUGCUCCGAGACGCUGGCCACCUUUAUUAAAUGGAAGAAUAAGCCUGUGGACAUCAACCGGUCCUCUGGUUCUGUCUGCCACCAGGAUCCCAGAGUGUGUGAAGAGCCCGCCUCUGCAGAGCCUCAUAUAUGGCCGGAUGACAUCACCCAGUGGCCGGUGUGUACCUUUCCCAAGAAGUCGAACCACACAGGCUACAGACACAUGGACUGUAACAUCAAGGGACGGCCGUGCUGCAUAGGAACUAAGGGCAGAUGUGAGAUCACGACCAGAGAGUAUUGCUCUUUCAUGCAUGGUUACUUCCACGAGGAGGCCACACUCUGCUCACAGAUCCACUGUCUGGAUGAUGUGUGCGGCUUGUUGCCGUUCCUCAACCCUGAUGUUCCGGAUCAGUUCUACCGUCUCUGGCUGUCUCUAUUCCUCCAUGCUGGGUACGCAAUCACAAACCUCCUUACACAAAGAUUUACUUUCUCUUCAAGUAAACAUUAUUAAAUAUAUUUAGAUGGGGGUCUUCAUCUUCUUACUUCUUUUUUUUUUAACCAGUGCAAAAGUAACACUUCCUAACUGCUCAACUGCAUUGAGAGAAUGGUUAAUAUGCUUUGGCAAAGUGUUAAGCCUGUUAUGCCGAGUCAAUCAGCCGUUUCCGUCGUUUGCCAUGAAUGAUAACUAAGCGGGGUUUCAUUGUCGGCAUCCUUCGGGAUUAAAUCAUAAUGAAAUAUUUCUAAAUGAGGCCCCAGUGCUUGUGAGCUGCUCACGCACAUGUAUUCUGAUACUUAGUGCUAAUACUCGGCACAAGGGGAAAUCCCUUGGGUCUGCUUUUUCAGACAAACAAUGAGGCUUAAUGGAAAACGUACAGAUGUUUGCAGUGUGUGUAA
This is a messenger RNA of Anarrhichthys ocellatus (wolf-eel), 2368 nucleotides long. Its product is annotated as inactive rhomboid protein 2-like. Bases 9 to 1985 code for a protein of 658 amino acids. Gene Ontology annotation, cellular component: endoplasmic reticulum membrane. Lineage: Eukaryota; Metazoa; Chordata; Actinopteri; Perciformes; Anarhichadidae. The transcript has 15 exons. Gene Ontology annotation, biological process: regulation of protein secretion; regulation of epidermal growth factor receptor signaling pathway. The record is from RefSeq and is a predicted model, not a curated record.